UAUAGAAACAUUAGUUUCAAACAUAAAUUUAUGACUGAAUAAAUGGCAUUGAUUAAAAUAAACUCGCCUCCACAAAACUCAAAUAGAUUUGAACAAAACAGAAAUGACAACGUUUUGAUCAUUAACCGUUGAGCAAUAUCCCCUUCCACUGUAUAAAUUACCAAACCAUUUCCAUCCCAACAUAUAUACCACUCUCCUAAUCAUAACUAGACAAUCAAAUUAGAAAAUUGACCACACAAGGUUCUAGCCAUGGCAAAGCUCAACAUCUUUAAUGUCGUUCUUGCAUUGUUGAUAGUUGUCGCACCAAUGGUUCUAGCUGAAGUGGGGCUGAGUCCUUCGGCUGAACCAGGGCUUUACAGCUAUGUCGAGCAAUGUGUAGCCGUAACAGGAGCGAGAUGUGGGGAGGAGAUUCUAUAUGGCUCCUUUAUGGGAAAGCCCGUUGCUCUUGAAUGCUGUCAAAAACUCUUGCUGAUGGGGAAGGCAUGUGAUGAUGCAUUGAUGAGGGUUGUAAUUCUCGAAUUUCCAGAAUACAAUGGACACGAAGAAGAAGCUCUGGCAGGGAGCAAUAAACUCUGGGAAGAGUGUACUCUAGCCGUGCAAGCUGCCUCAUCUUCCCCUUCUAACUAAUACAAUACACACACACACGUAUAGGCUUGAAGGGUUAGGUAUUUCAUUUAUGUGCUUCAAAUCCAAUUCAACUUGAAGAAUUACAACAUGGUACAAAGGAAAAUGAACACAUCACUACUGCCCAGUUAGAACGCCUGUCUUUUUUUUUCUCCUCUCUUUUUGCAAAACAGAUGAUGUUACUGGCUUG
This is a messenger RNA of Populus nigra (black poplar), 814 nucleotides long. RefSeq lists its product as uncharacterized. Lineage: Eukaryota; Viridiplantae; Streptophyta; Magnoliopsida; Malpighiales; Salicaceae. The transcript has a single exon. The coding region runs from base 250 to 627 and encodes 125 amino acids. The record is from RefSeq and is a predicted model, not a curated record.